CGACGUAGGCUAAUAAGAAGCUGAUUUCAGCCUCGUGGACUAUUUUCACUCACGUUGACAUCAGCCUCGUGGAUCGCUUACGGUUUGGGGCGAUAUGUGUGGUGCAGGUGUAUGAGAACCAUUCAACAAAACCAGAUUCCUCGUCCAAGAGGGUUUCUGUGUAAAAUGGACGUUUUAAAGAACAAAGAGCUCGACGGAGCCCAGGCUGCGUUUGAAUAAAGAGCUGGAGGUGACGCGGUUAGCGCCUUUAACCGCAGUGCGCAGGCGCGGUGUACACAUAACACACCAUUACAGCAAAAAAAUGGCGGCCGCCGUUGAGAAUGUUGUUAAAGUGUUGGGCGAACAGUACUACAAAGAUGCUAUGGAACAGUGCCACAGUUAUAAUGCCCGGCUGUGUGCGGAGCGAAGCAUCCUCAUGCCUUUUCUGGACUCCCAGACCGGAGUGGCUCAAAGUAACUGCUACAUCUGGAUGGAGAAAAGACACAGGAGUGCAGGCAUCGCGCCAGGCCAGUUGUACACAUAUCCUGCCCGUCGCUGGCGAAAGAAGAGGCGAGCACAUCCUCCAGAAGAUCCUGCUUUAGUAUUUCCCCCGCUCAAAGCAGCAGAGUUGGAAUUGGGGCUAAAGAAAGAUGUAUUAGGGUCGUUGGAUGGUAGCAGCCUGGAGGCCUUACUAAAAGGAGAACCAAUGGAUAAGAGAGCGCCUACAGAAAUCCGGGGCCCUGAGGAAGACUCUAGUCAGGCAGAAAUCACUGGCACCACUGGGGCUAGUAGCCACAGUACCUCCACCCGAGUUCGAAAGAGAAUACUGGAGCCAGAAGAUUAUCUGGAUGACCUGGACGAUGAAGAUUUUGAGGAGGAGACUCCAAAAAGACGAAAAGGAAAAUCUAAGGGUCGUGGAGUGGGAAAUGGGAAGAAAAAAUUGGAAGCUGCAGCAGCAGCGCUGGAAGACCGUGAUAAACCUUAUGCCUGUGAUAUUUGUGGAAAGCGUUAUAAGAAUAGGCCGGGCCUGAGUUACCACUACACCCACUCUCACUUGGCUGAUGAAGAGGGCGAGGACAAAGAGGAAGCUGAGAUCCACCCUCCUGCACCACAGGAGGAGACCAAGACUCCUAAGAAAGGACCCAAUGGUUUAGCACCACCGAAUGAUUACUGUGAUUUCUGCCUGGGUGACUCAAACAUGAACCAGAAAACAGGCCAGUCUGAGGAGCUUGUGUCCUGCUCUGAUUGUGGACGUUCAGGUCAUCCUUCUUGCCUGCAGUUUACAGCAGUAAUGAUGGCAGCAGUGAAAACAUAUCGGUGGCAGUGCAUUGAAUGCAAGUGCUGUAAUGUUUGUGGCACAUCUGAGAAUGACGACCAGCUCCUGUUUUGUGAUGAUUGUGACAGAGGAUACCAUAUGUACUGCCUCACUCCCCCCAUGUCAGAUCCUCCAGAAGGAAGCUGGAGUUGUCGCUUGUGUCUGGAUCUUCUGAAGGACAAGGCUUCCAUAUACCAAAGCCAGAAUACCACAAUGGAGUAAUCACAAAAGGACUUUUUGUGAAACCACACAAGAACACAUUCCCUUCUUCCUCCUCACUUACAAUAAAAGUCUUUUUUUACACUA
Molecule: messenger RNA, 1600 nt
Organism: Pygocentrus nattereri (red-bellied piranha)
Lineage: Eukaryota; Metazoa; Chordata; Actinopteri; Characiformes; Serrasalmidae
Gene: dpf2l
Product: D4, zinc and double PHD fingers family 2, like
Exons: 11
Coding region: 302-1516 (404 amino acids)
Biological process (GO): nervous system development
Cellular component (GO): nBAF complex
Source: RefSeq, a predicted model, not a curated record